CUUGUAUGCUUCCUGGAGGGACCUAGAUUCCACGCCUUCAGACCCAGACUUGUGGCCAGACGAGGUAGUCAGUCUAUUCCUGCUCCUCCUUGCCUUUUCCCCACACACUCGACGCCAUCAUCCUCUUCUGCUUCCAUAUCGGUAUCCCACCACCGCCACACAUGCGACCGCAACAGAACUUUGCCACUCACAUAGUCUAGUAUCAGACUAAACAGCAACACUCACACUCAAGCUACUCUAGCAGACAUGCACACCAAGAUCCUCAGUGUCGCAGCACCACCCAUUUCACUCCUUUCGCCACGCAAACCCUCGACCUCUCGCACUAAUGAAUGGCAGCCAAGCGAAACUUCCUCUUCUUCCUCCAGCAGCGCAUAUUAUGCGUCUGUAGCCACAAGUGACCCCUCUUCGUCCACAGCAACCCUGUCUGGGCCAACACGGUCAAUGCGAUCAAGGCGUCCUCGCCACUCGGUAGAGGAAACACAAGCAUACUGCGAAGCCCAACGGGAAGCCAUCGCCCUACUCAGUCUUUCCCCUCGCACUCGACGCACGGGACGCCCUUCUUCUCGUCAGAGUCAACAGCAAGGUAGUGAUGAAGACUCGGACUCGCACAAUCCCUUUCGAGCAUACAACCGGUUGGCAGAGACACGCUCACAGGAUGCAGCAGGCAUCUACCAGAGGGCAGGGGCGAGACAACAGCGUCCUUCUGGUCUGGUCUCCAAGGCAUCUCGUGGCAACGGGCAGUGGCAAGCACCUCCUCCUGUACAGAGUACCUCAGCUACCUCAAGGCCUACACCCGCGCAUAUGCGCUCAAGAGCAACGCCGCCUCCCUCCAGCAAUGCCAGCGAUAUGACUCCGGACUCUCCUCGCUCGCUAGUUGCCACCUCUGAAUCUCCUCGCCCCAGGCGCAGGGCAAAGAGUCUGGAAAGGGCAAUGGCUGGACUUGGCUGGUACUGGAGCAGCGAUGCGGAGUCGAUUUGGGGUCAGCCGAGAGCAAGUUCCAAUGAUUCGCGCCGAGCUAGUAUCGAGAGAGAGCGCAGCCGUACCGCUCCUCUUCCGCGGACCGACCUCUCGAAGCCUUACUCUACCUUGUACGAGGAGCAAGGAGAAGAAGAAGGCGAGCCUUCCAGAGCCUCGACUAGCUCGACUUCCCAGUCGUCCUUCCUGGCCGCAUACGCAGCUGGGGACUUUGAUAUACACGAGGCAGGCUCUCGUGUUGAGGACAGGGAUAGGGAAAGCUUCUCAACUGGAGACUGCGCAUUUCCAGCCCCAGUGCCAGUCUGGGAAGCUGCGAGAAAGAGGGCCGCUUGUCGCUUGGGCGUCUGGUCCCUUCCCAAGUCUGUCUUGCGCGACAUCGACGACGUACGGUCUGGUUUGGCAGAGAAGUUGGGAGCCGACAAAGAAGAGAUCAUGGCGGACAUACUCUUCGGAGAGGAGGGGUGGAAGUUCACUCUUGAAGGCCUGCUACACCACAAUAAUCUUCGCAGGAACACAGUCUGCGCCCACGUUAUCCUCAACCGUAAUCAGGGUCUCACCGUCGAUGUACGCAACGACUGGCGCUUUCAAAAGACACGCAUCCUCUCUCGUAUACAUACCGUAUCAGGAUUCCCCAUCACCUCUGCAACCGGUUUGCCCAUUGGUGGAAUCUGCCUGGCAGCAAGGACUUCUCGACCGACGAUUACCGAAGAGGAAAAGGAAUCAGUACGAGGCGCUGGAGAGGAGAUUAGUCGUCUUCUCGAGGCCAACUUUACUGCAAGCUUCCAUGUCAAGAUGGCCCGGCUGGCCGCGAUGUAUUCAGAGAUGACCAGCGGACCAUUCAGCCUGCAGAAUGUACGUCUACCCCGACUGGAUCUGGAGAGUGGGCAAGUCGAGGCUGCACAACAUGGUCACUACUUUGCUAUGGGGGACACUUCGGGUCUAUCGCUAGAUCAGUACUGCCAUAGGAUCGCAGAUGCCAUGAAGCUCGAUACCGUCUUCUUCGCCGCGCUCCUUUCGCAUAGCGACUCGGAGCAGAGCCCCGCUCGCCGCAACUCUCAGUCUGAGCCCAGCCAUCGCCUGGCCGUGCUUGGCAAGUCAGGCUCCGUCUGUCCUGUCGACCAGCAGAGCGUGGAUACCUUGCUUCGUGCCUUUGACAGCGGCAAUGACGAAGGCUGCCUCAUCCUGCAAAACGAGUUCGACCCGGAACGGCGUCAUCACCUUCCUCGACCGGCGGACAUGGGCGGGUCUGACUUCUUCAGCUGCGCCAUCGUCUUGCCGCUGAGCAUCGAGGCUCCCUCCCGACUAGUGCGCCGCUCGACGGAUUCAGCGCCAGCUAGCCCUAGGAGUCUGGGUGGUGUAGCAGAGCAGCAGCCGCACUUCUCGCAGCAUCAAGUAGUGAAGAUGAUUGCAUUUGCCGCUUCAAGAGACGAGCGUCACGUACUGGGAGUCGAAGACGUUCGCUUCCUCCAGUACCUGGGCCCUGUUCUCCAGUCCAACCUCGCAGCAUGCAUCCGCUCCUCUCCCAGCUCCCGUUCCUCCGAAGUAGGGGUCAUCUCCUCUUCGCCUUCUCACUCCUCUCGCUCCACCCCCUCCAUCGGCGGCGGCGGCGGCGGAGAACAGCCAUCCUUUCGCUCUACGCAGAUGAGCAGAGGCGUCGAUUCCUCCCGCUCAAGGGCUCUUCGCUCCUCGACCAGCAGCGGCAGUCGUGGCUACAGCCGUAGCGGCAGUGGCAGUGUCGGUGCCAGUGCCAGCCUACGCAACGCCACUGGAGCAGCGACGGAGAGUGUGCCCUACUCUGGUGUGCGCUCAUUGGACUAUGGUGUUCGUGGUAACGUCAACAGCAGUGCCGCCACCGCAAACCCCAGCGGGAGUGGGAGUGCGAGCACCACCGGACUUCCACUUGCUCCAAGUCUCUCCAUCCACUCACGAGGUGAAAUGCCAAUCUCCUACGAUCUAGAGCACGAGUCGGAGUAUGGGUCUUCUACCUCUCCUUCCCCCUCCGGGCUAGUAGGAGGUGUCCCCAUCUCCACAACGUCUUCAGGCGCAGAGCGCUCCAUGGGUAGGCGCUCCCACGCUUUAGCUCAACCUUUACACCUCCUCGCCAAUGCUACCCGUCUCGUGCAGGCAACGGGACGUAAAGGUAUGGCAAUGGGCCUCACGGCUAGUCGAAGCGGGUAUGAUCUAGCCAGACAUGCCAGUGGCGCAAGCGCGAAUAGCGCAAGCAGUGCUGGUGCAAGCGCAGGCGCAGGAGGAGGAGGAGGUGAAGGUAUUGUCAAUGGUGGUUCUAUCUUGGGAGGAAGAAGAGGCUCCUCGGUCCCUUUUCCCAGCAGUAACACUGUCAUCGCUGAGGACACAGAAGGUAAAGGGUAUGGCGCAGGAUUCGGCGGUGGUGGUGGUGGUGGUGGUGGUGGUGGUAAGAGAAGAGCUUCGACUGCUCCUGGCAUGGGCGUUGGAGGACGCGUUUGAUCCUGCAGGGACAGCGAAGACUCGAGAUCGAGUCGAGUCGAGGUACGGGCCCGGUCCCGAUCCUGGUUGGCGAGGUCAGGUCAAGUCAGGUCACAUCCUUUUUUUUUAACUGUAUCAUAGCAUAUACACUCGACGUGUGAUAUCCACAUUCUUUCCC
This is a messenger RNA of Microstroma glucosiphilum, 3598 nucleotides long. RefSeq lists its product as hypothetical. The record is from RefSeq and is a predicted model, not a curated record. The transcript has a single exon. Bases 247 to 3441 code for a protein of 1064 amino acids. Lineage: Eukaryota; Fungi; Basidiomycota; Exobasidiomycetes; Microstromatales; Microstromataceae.